Messenger RNA from Lathyrus sativus (Indian pea), 669 nucleotides. NCBI's taxonomy places the organism in Eukaryota, Viridiplantae, Streptophyta, Magnoliopsida, Fabales, Fabaceae. The record is from the annotation of a GenBank genome assembly.
AUGGCUUCUUGGUCUGCAGAAAAUGCCAUCAAAGCCUAUCUCAGCACUUUGAAAAUGGAUCAAAAGGCUAAAGAACCAUCUGUAGCUGAAUUUAUAUCAGCAUUAGCAGCAGGAAACAAUGCACAGUUAAUGGUUGUUGCUUGUGCUGCUGCAGCUGAUUCAACUACACUUGCACUAAUUGCUGCUGCUAAUCAAACUAAUGGAAAUGUUGUUUGCGUUGUUCCCAACCAUAAAGAUCUAAUUGCAUCCAAGAAUUUGCUAGGAGGAGCUGCUAAUCCAGUUGAGUUCAUGAUUGGAAAAGAAGCACAGGAAUUAGAGGUAUUACACAAAGCUGAUUUUGUGGUAAUUGAUUGUAAUCUUGCUAACCAUGAAGAGAUUGUGAAAUUACUACAAAUUGGCCUUGAUAGUAAUAAGAAAAAGGGUGUAGUUGUUGUUGGUUAUAAUGCAUUUAGAUGUAAAGGGUCAUGGAGAUCUUGUGGAUCCAAAACUCAAUUGCUUCCAAUUGGAGAAGGGUUGUUGGUGACAAGAUUUGGAGAAAACACUUCUAUUAAUCAUAAAUAUGGAUCUCGAAUGAGGAAGAGUGUUCGAAGUCGGUGGAUUGUGAAGGUUGAUAAAUGUACCGGUGAAGAACAUGUUUAUAGAGUCAGACCUUCACAGAGAGUGAUUUAG